CAAUUUUGAAAUCUUCACCAACAGGUAGCGCGAACUGAAGUCAUCCAACAAUCUAGUGCGAGGAUCAUCCAACUUGCGCAACAACUCUUGCUUGGCCAGGUGCUUUUGGGUAACCAACCAUCCCAGGUAGCACACCUAAUCCACUACCAUGUGCACGGACUGCGAAUGCGGCCUGCACUGAGCUUGCAUUUGUUUUCCGGGCUGAGAGCUUUUGAUGUCCGUCAUCAAUUUCUUCGUAAUUAUGGGAAGUUACCGGUAGCAAUUGCCGGUCCAAAACGUUAUCUUCUUGGAUACCUCAAGCCAUAGUUAUCUAGAUGGCCAUUAGCGAGCAGAAAUGGCCGAGGCAAAAGACGUGGAGAUUCUCGUGCAUAUCGCAGCACCCGGCAGAACCUCUGAUGAUGUCCGAUACAGAUCUUAUGCCACAGCAUACGUAGAAUUUGAAGCAGCGACAAAGGUGCGGCUUACUAGUCCUCCUUCGCAGAAUGGCAAGUCUGUCGCGGCCCAGCAAAGCUCUAGUUUGAGUCAGUUUCUGCCUUCACUGAGGUCUCCCGAGGCUUCCUUCCGUAGUGUGCAGGACAAUGCAAAAUCCCCCUGUCUACCUCAGAAGUCGUAUUAUACAACCAUAUCAGACCCUUCGGCAAGCCAAGUCCAAGAAUCGCAAUCGCCGUGGCAGUCACCGCCGAGUGUGGUUCAAGACUCAUGUCCCCAAAUUCAGGCUAACACUGCCAUUUACUCCUCGCCAACACGUAUCCUAGAGCAUUACCUGCAGGGGUUUGACCAUUCAUCCCAGUCACAUCACUCUGUCUCCCACGAGACAGGCAAGGCGUCUGCUUCUAGUUUUUCGUCUGGCGAACAGGAUGCCCCCCCGACUGCCAUCGUACCACACAUUCCCGAGCCAACUGUGAUCCCAUGCACUCCGAAUCUUAAACAGCGGGUGGUCGCAGCAGCGCCUGCUCAGAACGGGUACUCUAAGGUGUGUCGGCAAGCUAUAGCACAAGCGGGCGCAUCAGACGAAGACGAAGUGAUUGAUGAGACAUUCUUGGGCUCGACCCCCGAGGCUGCCCCAGUGCCAAGAGCCGACUUUGAGCCUUCACUCGCCAAGAGACUCAAGGCUACAGUUCUGGAACAGAAUUCACGGGGCUUGCUUCGCACAUCCGGCGAUAUUGGUCCCAAUGCCAAUGGCGGCAGCCUUCAAAGCACCCCUAGUGUUGAGUUCCUCCCUGAGCAUGGAUACAACUAUGAAGACCUAGAAGUUCACUCGCCGGAUCCUCCUAUCUCUGUUGCCCAGCUGCAGCCUCCCGACUUAAUUACCUCUUAUCUAGACAAGCUGGCCCACUCCCUCGAGAUCCCUAAGCGGUUCCGUCCAGAGAAACAGAAACGGGAUCUCCGGCCGAUGGAACGCGGGUAUUGGCUAGUCGAUUGCAAGUCGUGGGACGCGCAGUUGAAGCGAGAAGGAUGGGCCUUUCUCGUCAAUUAUGUCGCAACCGGCAAGGCUGGCUGGACCGUCUGGUGCAAGCGGGACUCUGGUUUCCAUUGGGUACGGAUAUACUGCUUUGCCGUCAUCGUGCCUCAUGUUUUCUUACUGCUUUACUUGGCAAGCGGACGGAAGAUUCUAUAUACUGGAUGUUCAUGGAUCGACGGAGAAGGCGACACCGUCAUCACCAUGGGCGCGAAGGAGCAUCAUUCGGUGGCUUGAUUUUGCUGUUUGCGCAUAGUGACGCGCGCUGGGUAUUAGAGCCUUGAGUUUAAGCAUGGAGCGGCUGCAUUGAGGUGGCGGAUUGGUUUACCAUUUGGUCAGAAGCAUUGGGCAAGUAUGGAGCAUUGUAUUUGAGUAACAUUGGGGCAUAUCAGUUAUAAUACAUUUAAGGUGCACCAGGGCGAA
This is a messenger RNA of Pseudomassariella vexata, 1882 nucleotides long. RefSeq lists its product as uncharacterized. The record is from RefSeq and is a predicted model, not a curated record. The transcript has 2 exons. Lineage: Eukaryota; Fungi; Ascomycota; Sordariomycetes; Amphisphaeriales; Pseudomassariaceae. Bases 335 to 1696 code for a protein of 453 amino acids.